AUGCAGUUUUGUUUUGAAUUUGUUAAUACUUCUUGUCCAAAGGUCAUCAGGUCAGCAGCAAUAUACACAGUCACGUAUGCUGUUAUAAUAAUUUCAACAAUAAUUACAAUUGUUGGAAACUUAGAGGUGAUUAUUUCAAUCGCACAUUUCAAACAACUGCAGACACCAACCAAUUAUCUUAUCCUUUUGUUAGCUACUACCCAUUUUCUGAUAGGACUGAUUAUACUACCUUACAGUAUGGUAAGGUCAGUUGAAACCUGUUGGUAUUUUGGUUAUGUGUUUUGCAAAAUUCAUUCUAGUUUGGGUAUGAUGCUGACCACAGCCUAAAUCUUCCACUUGUGUUUUAUUGCCGUCGACCGUUACAAUGCUAUGUGUGACCCAUUGCUCUACAUUACAAAAAUCACCCUGCCUGUUUUAAGUAUGUUCAUUACAAUUAGUUGGGCACUUCCCAGAGUUUUUGCAUUUGGGAUUGUCUUCUCAGAAAUAAAUUUAAAGGGAAUGGAGGAUUAUUUUGCUGCAAUUUCUUGUCAUGGUAGUGUGCUCAUAUUUAAUAAGCAAUGGGGGCUUUUGGAUCCGGUCAUUGCAUUCUUUGCUCCCAGUCUUGUCCUGGUGGGCAUGAACAUCAAGAUAUUUCUCGUGGCAAGAAAGCACAGCAGAGUAACAGGAAACAAGUCAAACAAGAUUCACUCUACAAAGGAAAACAAUACCAGAAUCUCAUGCAGAAAGGAACAUAAAAAUACCAAAACUCUAGGUAUAGUAAUGGGAGUCUUUCUGAUAUGCUGGCUACCUUUUUUCAUAGAUACAAUUAUUGAUGCUUAUAUUAAAUUCACCACACCACCAGUUUUAUUUGAUGCAUUUGUGUGGUUUGGAUUUUAA
Callorhinchus milii (elephant shark) is the source of this 876-nucleotide messenger RNA. RefSeq names its product trace amine-associated receptor 4-like. NCBI's taxonomy places the organism in Eukaryota, Metazoa, Chordata, Chondrichthyes, Chimaeriformes, Callorhinchidae. Gene Ontology annotation, biological process: G protein-coupled receptor signaling pathway. Gene Ontology annotation, molecular function: trace-amine receptor activity. The record is from RefSeq and is a predicted model, not a curated record. Gene Ontology annotation, cellular component: membrane.